AUGGAGUUGCAAAAGAAAGAACAUCGGGACAUUUAUCAGGAAAUGAGACUUUCUCAAGAUAAACUGAAUGAACAUUACGAGAAUAUCAAGAGACUUGCAGACGAAAUGAAAUAUUCGUUUGGAAAUGUGAAACAAAGAGAAGACGAAACAGAACUACUGAGACAGAAAUAUUAUGACAUGCUCACAACAAAAACAUAUAGUGAGGCUGACAGAGAUGCAUACUUCCAACUGGAACAAACAGCGAGAGAUGAAAAAGAUUUAUAUGUAUUAGAAUCACAAAAGCUGGCAUACAAAUGUUCGACAUACGUUGUUUACUCAUAUCAACACUCCGAAAAAAGAGAGGAAUUUUUGAAUAAAUUACUGCAAAAUGUCGACAAGUAUUACGUUGAAUAUGAAAACACGAAGAAAGAAAAGUCGAAACUCAACAAUCAUUGUUCUCAGCUACAGAACGAGGUUCAGGAAUGUAAUUCAACAAUAUCUAGAUUGCAAAACGAUUUGCGUAAAAUGGAAGAACUCGGGAAUAAUUUAGAAGACAAGUGCAAGAAUUAUGAGUUGCGUCAAAAAGAGCUUUUGAAUGAAAAGGGUAUUCUGGAAGGAAAAAAUGCAAGUUUGACUUCAACACUCACAGAUACCAAAAAUAGGAAUGGAAAUUUAACCCAAAAUUUAUCACAGAGCAUAAAUGAAUCUAAAAGAUUAAACGAGGAGGUUGAAGAUUGCAAUAUGAAAAUAUCUCAAUUGAACAAAGAUAUUGAAGAGAGAAAAAAUGAUCAAAAGAAUUUAAAUGAAAAGAUUGCAUACCACGUGGAAAAUACGACGGAGUUAGAGAGUCAGUUAGAUGAAUUGAAGAAAAGAUCAAACAACAUGAAUAUUGAAUUGGUGAAAAACAAAGAAGAAUUAACAAAGAUAAAGAAGCACAGAGAUAUUUAUGAACAAGCAACCAAACAAGCAAUAAAAGAAAGGAAUAAGAUGAAGGAAGCUUAUGAUAAAAUGAAGAAAGAAAAAGAGAUCAUGGAGGAGCAAUUUGCUACCAUGAAACACGAUCGAGAGGUGGUUGGAAAAGAAAAAGAUCGUUUGGUAUCUCGUGAAUUUCGGAUAACAAAGAGAAACAAAGAACUUACGGAAGACCACAAGUUCUUAACGAGAGAAAUUGAUGAACUGAGGGAAAAAUAUCGUCGAGCUGACGAGAGAGCAAGGAAGGAUGGAUCAUUAAAACAAGAAUUACGUGAUACGAUAAAAAGGCUUCACAAAGAGAUGGAAGAGGAAAGACGAAGGAUGAUAAAGGUAACUCGCGAUGUUAGAAUACAAACCGAUCCGGGCCUGGCAUGUGAAAGCAGAGACAUCGCUAUUCAGCAUGCUCAGUUUAAAAUGAAGCAAGCACUGAAGGCUCGAGAUCAGCAAGCUGUUGAAAAUAAAAGUUUGAAAGAAUCACAUGGAAGAGCUCAAAAAGCACUAACGAAGAAAACAAACGAACUUGGUUCCUUUGAAACAAAACUCAAAACAUCCCAAGAAAAUUAUGUGAAAUUAGAAAAUAAAUGCAAACGCAUCGAAAAACUUUUAAAUUCAACAAAACAAGAACUAGAAAAAGAGAAGAAGAAACUUGAAAGAAAAAAGAAGGAAGAACCAACACGAGUUAUGUUGAUAGAACAAGUUCACCUUCCAAACGAAACAUCAGAAGUUUCUUGUCAAACGGGUGAUGAAAUGAUUGUCAGUGAAAAAGAAGCGGAAUUAACUUUAAAUCUAGCACUUUGUCUUCAAGAAAAGGUGGAUGCAAAUAAAGCAGAGUUGGCGGACAGACUUCGACAGCUAGAGAGAAGUGGAGAGAAGAAUAUCAGACUCGAGAAAAUUAUACAGCAACAAAAAUCUGAAAACGAUUUGCUGAAAAGGAAAAUCUCACACAUGGAAAACAAGUUCUACGAGGAACGAAAUUAUAUGAAAGAAAUUCAUAAUUCUUUGGUUACUAAAAACUUACACCCACGAAAUAUAGAAAGUUUUGGUUUGGCAUAA
Styela clava is the source of this 2004-nucleotide messenger RNA. RefSeq lists its product as uncharacterized. Lineage: Eukaryota; Metazoa; Chordata; Ascidiacea; Stolidobranchia; Styelidae. The record is from RefSeq and is a predicted model, not a curated record.